CUCAAUGAGCUGCAAAGCAGAGCGCAAUUGGGACUAUGAGGCGCUGUUUAUUACUGGCAAAUCAUCGGACGAAUCGCUAGUGAGCAUCCAGACGGGACUCGAACGCAAGGGACGUGGCAGUCCCACCGUCUCGAUCGUCUUAGAAAUUAACUAUCAAAUAGAUGAUGAGACCCAGAUUGAGGCGACAGUCUAUCAAAGUUACACGGGUCACGACAACGACUACAAGCUGAUGCCAUUUGGCAUAGAAAAAAAAGCAUUUCCCGACUAUCUCCGGGAAUUUUACGAUAAUGUGGUCUAUUCCAAUAUGGGCCACUGCUCGAAUUUGCCAAAGCCCGGCGAACAAAUUCCCUGGCCCAUAAUGACGUAUAAGUUCGACGACUGCACUUUUCCCGGCGAAGGCUUGCCCGAAAUAUUGUCCGAAGGCUAUUAUAAAGUAUUUUUUAAUGUUACUGGUCCGGUUGACUGGAGCAUUGCGUUCGGCAUGAGGGUUAUUUCUAAGAGCAAUGCAAUGGGAUAUUAUUGAAAAUU
This is a messenger RNA of Drosophila navojoa, 528 nucleotides long. RefSeq lists its product as uncharacterized. NCBI's taxonomy places the organism in Eukaryota, Metazoa, Arthropoda, Insecta, Diptera, Drosophilidae. The record is from RefSeq and is a predicted model, not a curated record.